CUGAAUGGUGUUUGUGUGUUACUUCGUGGAACACUGAAUCGGAGCACACUGACCGGAUCGAGUACGUUGCAUUUCGAUGCGGAGAGUGCUGCGAUCGAGGACGUUCGCAGGCGAGAGAUCCUGUCCCAGUACGGAGAUCGAAUAAGAACCAUACAACGACGAUUCAAUCUUCAAUCCUGA
Anisakis simplex (herring worm) is the source of this 180-nucleotide messenger RNA. Lineage: Eukaryota; Metazoa; Nematoda; Chromadorea; Rhabditida; Anisakidae. The record is from the annotation of a GenBank genome assembly.